Molecule: messenger RNA, 3979 nt
Organism: Coregonus sp. 'balchen'
Lineage: Eukaryota; Metazoa; Chordata; Actinopteri; Salmoniformes; Salmonidae
Source: the annotation of a GenBank genome assembly
GAAGAAAGUAGCUGCUAAGGAAAUAGGAGCAUGGUGCUUUGUUUAUACGUCGGCGUAUAUGUGUAAUUUGUUGUAUAAAUCUGAUUUGAGCAUGAUACAGGAAAAUUAGUCUGUCUGGAGAAUAGAGUUUAAAUCCCAGCUGGCUAAUGUUCGAGUCGCUGUCUCGGGAAGCUUAGCAUCAGAGCUAGCUAGUGAGUAUUACUGUAGCUAGUUAGCUAGCUAGCCAAGGACCCAAUGCUAGCUCGCCGAAGCCGUAUUUUCUAUUCUAAUAUCAUCCUGACAGCUAUCUAGCACGCUAACGUUUGCACUACACGGAAUACACAUACUUUUCGAAAAUACCUAGCUAACGUUAAUUGUGGCUAGCUAGCUACGUGGGCUCAUGUGUUCCAUGCUAAGCUAGUACUAAACGAACUAGAUGAUAUCAAACAGAUGGCUAGCUAGCUUCUUUGUUUGUGACUAGAAUGGUUUCCCACUAUUUCAGACAUACCAGCUGCUUUGUUAACAUAAGUCAAUUUUAUUUUUGUCCAGGUAUCACAAUACUGCUUCAAUUGAUGUCAUGACAAUUGGGUCAGAAUGACAUUUGAUUAAAACAAAUAUUUGACCCUAAUCUUACACAGCAGUGAAGGCCUUCAUGUCCUGUUGAAGGGAGUGGGACGUCAACCGUUUUAGUCCAAGAACAAACCCAGCUCCAGCUGAGGAAGAUUCCCCUCCAAGAUGUCGGACAUGAUGUUAAACCUGGACUGUUCUGGCAGCAGUGGACCCUGUAAAGACUCAUCGGGAAGCAACAAACACAAGGCAUUCAUCAAAAGGCGGCGACUCUUGGAGAAAAAGGGUUACCUCAACAAGAAGCAGAACCAGCACAAUCACAGACAGGGGAAUAAACAUCAGGGGCCACCUCCCUGGCACAAUGGGGCCAAUUGGCCAUCUCAACCCAAUGCUGCACACAACAAAACCUCUGCUCACACGCAGAAUACUCACAGUAAAACUUCAUAUCACAUACCCAGUUCAGAGCAUGCCAGAAACUUCACUUCCAAGCCUGCAUCAUCCACAAGCAGCUCAACAUCCUUGACCAUCACUGUGAAUAAUUCCACCAAUCCUGAGCAAUCCACUUCGACUACCACCCCGGGGCACCAACCCCCACCUCCCAGGACCGUUGCCCACUGCGCCCCUGUCCCAGGUGGGUCAGCCCCCCUUUGUAACCCCCUGAAGUACCUUGCCAUGGACUGUGAGAUGGUCGGCACAGGCCCCAAGGGUCGCAACAGUGAGCUGGCACGAUGCAGUAUUGUCUCCUAUGACGGAGAUGUGGUGUAUGACAGGUACAUCAAGCCCACCAACCCAGUCACUGACUACCGGACCCGUUGGAGUGGCAUCUCCUGGCAUCAACUGGUCAAAGCCAUGCCAUUUCAACAUGCCAGGAAGGAGGUAAGAAGGCUCCCGGAGGAGAAUGUUCGAAGGACGAGGAACAUUUAUCCAUUUAACCUUUUUCAAUCGAAAAGGACCCAAGAGCAUAUCAAAUUGGGUAUCAAAUGAAAGCUAAGAGUCUAUAUUUUGGGGAAAUUAAGGCAUAUAUACAUUUCUCAACCAUUUUUCCAUCUUAAAAAUGUGGUAUUAGCAAAGGCUUUGAUUUCUGGAUAAACAGAUGGAAAAGGGGUCUUUGAAAACAUAUACCAGAAAGUCUGAAAAGGUAUCAGAAAUACAUCAAAACACAGUAAUGUUAAAGUAAAGACCCCUGCCAACUAAUAUCAACACUUAUAUUUAGUUUUGGGUAAAUUGUUUACCUUCUGUAAGUUUAAGAGAUAUUGACUUGUGCCUUGUAAUUCCACUACCAAAAGCCCACAUCUUUAAAAUAUUUUUUUACUUCUCUCCCUCAUGAGGAUAAUGAAAGUUCACCGAAGUAACAAGUAGUGGUUGACCUACCAAUAAGUUAUAGUGAUUUUACUGAUAUCAAUUAUUCAGUUAUUCAAACUUGUAAUUCUGUUACCAAAUGGCUAACGGAAUUACCAAAAUAAUCAGUUACGGAAUUACCUCAACUGAGUUGGCUACAAUUGGAAAUCAUAAUAGUCACAAACCACAGUUGGGUUACCUGCUACUGUCCUCCCAUCCACUGGCAUACUGUUAUGUUCAGCUCAUAACUGUUUUCUUUCUGUUGAUUGGUGGUCAAAUCAAGAGUGUUAAAACAGUCUGGACAAGUCUCUCUCUCUCUAUGGAUCUGUGCCAAUUCACUUCGAACUGGACUGUUUUUACAGCAUGAGCGGUUGUGAGUAGAUGCGCUUGUUUUGAGAUCAAAGCGAGAGCUACAUGUAGGGACGUGUACAUUUGUUCAGAUCCUUUGCUAGUUAGUGAGUUAUUAGCCCAGUUAUAUAUAAUUUGUAAUCAGCAAUGGGGGAUUGAUUGCGUCCUACAAGAGCUCAAAACGUGUGCAUUUCUAGACAUCUUUGAAAAGCGAGUCAGGUAAAGAGCUUUUUUUUUGUCUUAAAGGGGCAGUGUUGUAUUUUGAGACAGGCUUGAAUAAGCAAAGUAGCCAAUAGGCAGAGGGUAGAAUAAUUUGUCUGAUUCUCUGUAAUAAUUUGAUGGGAAUAAUGAUGCAUUUUAUUUUGUAACGUGGUUUCUUGCAUCAAACACCACAACAUUUUCAGUCACCUCCUUGUCUGAAGGACAAGUGGAUAAACAGGUUAAUGUCAAGUCCUGCAUGUUUUUUUUUCAAAAGUCUCAUGUAAUGUAGGCCUACGUUGAACACCACACAUUGGCUGCUACUGUAGGCUGAACGAUAGAACAGCUAUUUCCAUGUUAAAAUGUUAUGGGAUGCAUUUUUGCCAUUGUUUUUUGAUGGAAGGCCAUUCUGGUAGGCAUACAUUAUGAUCUAAUAGCCACAGUAGCCUACUUGGCCACUGUUAAAACUAACUUAAAGCGUGUACAGCCUCAGUGUUCACAGUAAACGCGCCGGAAGUUACACAGAAUUUUCACAAUGUUCAAGUUUGUGCUCAGCAGACCUGAAAUUUGCUCAGUGAUGAAAACAUUUUGAGGGAACAUUGGUUGUAUGGUUUGUUAAAUUUUGAAAUCAAUGGUUUUUGUUUGGCAUACAUAUUCAAGUGAAAAAACUGAGUCAAAGCGUAAAUCCGUUACCGUGGAAUUGCCCCUUAACCUAUUGUAUUUGGACCGUCGCUUUAAAAUCAAUUCAAAUUUUAUUUGUCACAUGCGCCGAAUUCAACCGGUGUAGACCUUACUGUGAAAUGCUUACUUACAAGCCCUUAACCAACAAUGCAGUUCAAUAAAUAUAGUUAAGAAAAUAUUUACUAAAUAAAAUUGUUUUACUCUGAACAUGACUAUGAUAUAAUUUGAUCUCUUAUUUGUAUUUCCUCCUAUAGAUACUGAAGAUCCUUGCAGGGAAGGUGGUAAUAGGGCAUGCUGUCCACAAUGACUUCAAGUCCCUGAGUUACAGUCACCCUUCUGUCUUAACGCGGGACACCUCCCGCAUCCCUCUCCUCAACCAGAAGGCUGGCUUUCCAGAGAAAGAUGUUGCCUCACUGAAAAGACUCACCAAGGCCCUGUUCAACCGCAACAUCCAGGUGAGAAGAGACUUCUGAUUGAAAGGGGAUUGAUUUGAAUAUAGUCUGCAGUGAUUGUCGAGGUUGUUAUUGUUUUUAGUCUCAACAAAAGUAGUAAGCUAAUAAACCUCUAAUAAACCUGUUAUUGUGUAGGUUAUGUUAUUUUGUAGUUAAAAGGAAUUAUCCUUGUGUUCUCAGACUGGGAAGAAGGGGCACUCGUCUGUGGAGGAUGCCAAAGCCACCAUGGAACUGUACAAAGUUGUGGAGGUGGAGUGGGAGAGGACCUUAGCCUCCAAAUGUCAAAGCCAGUGAAAGUGGUGAAAGGGUUGAGAGGUGGUGUGGAUGUAUCAGGUUUCACAUAAUUUGAACAUUCAGAAAUCACUAUCGGGUCUUCCACUUCUCACCUCAGCUACUUCUGUCUCUUUUUCUACUUC